AUGUACGUUCACUGCAAAGAAGGCACGGGACGCAGUGUGGCGGUGACCUUGUGUUGGCUCGUGGCUGCUCGUGAAAUGGAUUCUUUAGCGGCACAAGAGUAUCUGAGUGGGAAACGCCACGUGCGCAAAGUCGCUUUACUUGCAUCCAGAUGGAUGGAGUGCUGCCAAGGAGAAGGAAAAAAACUCUGGAUUCUGUCCGAUCAGAAACUUCGCGUCGAGAACGUCAAUGCGUUGCUGGAUAUCCACAUGGCGAACUUUGAACGGUACAUGAUCGAGAAAAUGAAGUUGGCGCGCUCGCAUUCGUUUUACCAUGCAAAAGGCCUGGGACUCUUUGCGGUGCCAUGUCAAUCUAUUGCAAAGCUUUACACUGCCAACGUAGGACAUCUGAAAGGGGCAGCGCAAGUGAGGCACAAGCGAGCCCGAAGAUAUAGUAGAAAAGCAAGGUGCAUGCUGGAGAGGCGGGGCAAAGAAAAGGAGUUCAAGGACGUGACGGGCGUCAUGGAAGGCGUGCAGUCGUACUUUGACCGAGACGUGAGCUCCUGCUGUACCGCAUUGAGCGUCGACGGUACAAGGAGCUACGGCAGAAACAGACGGAGAGUGUGCCGCUUGUAUCCACCCCUGGGUGGGGAUCUUGUCCACUUUGAGUCGCACAUCGCUUUGACUACACUUACGAAAUCCCCUCAAGUCGUAGUCGUUGUCGUUGGCUGGCAAAAAUGA
Messenger RNA from Peronospora matthiolae, 717 nucleotides. The record is from the annotation of a GenBank genome assembly. Lineage: Eukaryota; Oomycota; Peronosporomycetes; Peronosporales; Peronosporaceae.